UUUUGACAUAAAAUAAUGUUGCACUGAGCAUGCGCUCAUUUAAAGGAACUUUUAAGGAUAAAUACAAUUAUACUCGCCAGUCUUCAAUUCGAGACUAUUUUAUAAGAAACUCGAAAAAAUGAUAUUAAUCUGAUAAAUAAUUAGUUAUCUGUUCAAGUGAAUCGGCAGUAUUUCGAAAGGCAACUGAAAGCCAGAAACGUCUUAAUUUAUCAGAGAGAAAAACGAAAUAAGUACAUACCAUACAUACAUAUUAAAAUGAUUAACGAUACGAGGAAAUAUUGGACAGUUGUACUCUGCCUAUUUUCGUUUUCAUUUUCCUUGAUCAACGGCUCCUUCAUAUUGCCAGAGAAUGACCCUCCCACAACGGCGCCAAAAUUCUUAUCCAGAGGUCACUUGUACAAGGUCAUCGUGGGGGAGACCAUCGAGUUGCCCUGCAAAGUACAGAACCUCGGCUCCUUUGUGCUCUUGUGGCGGAAGGGGUCAUCCGUUCUCACAGCCGGACAUUUGAAAAUAACAAGGGAUCAGCGCUUUAAGAUAGUGGGAGACUAUAACUUACAGAUCAAUGGAGUAAAGACUCAAGACGCUGGAGACUAUAUAUGCCAGCUUGGUGAUCAGGAAAACCGGGACCAAGUUCAUACGGUGGAAAUCUUGGUUCCGCCCACACUGAGGGCCCUUCCUCAUAAUGGUCAAGUGACUGCCCGGAAGGGAAGCACCGUCACCCUGGAGUGCAAGGCGUCUGGUAAUCCGGUGCCCACCAUAUUUUGGUUCAAGAAGGAUGUGUUUUCCGGGCCAACACACCUGUCGGAUAGCUCUACACUCAUAUUGGAAAACGUGGACAGGCACCAUGCAGGCACAUAUCAAUGCUCAGCCGAUAAUGGGGUAAAAGAUCGCGUAUCCAUGGACAUACAGCUGACCAUACUCUCUCCCCCUGAAAUAACGGUAGAGAAAUCUUGGGUCCAUGCAUCCGAAGGAUACGAUGUGGAGCUCGUUUGCAUAGUUCAUGGAGAUGUAAACUCAGAAAUGCUGUGGUACCAAAACUCUUUUCUACUCGAUGCUACCGAUCGCCGAUCUAUGUAUCCACGAGAUGAUAGGUACAGCCUCAUUAUCCGAAACUUCCAGCCAACGGAUUUUGGCAAUUAUAGCUGUGUGGCGGAUAAUGCUUUGGGGAGAACAAAGAAGUAUAUUGAAGUAUCUGGACGACCUGGUCCUGCCGACUUUAUAUCCCCUGCGUUGAGUGGAUUCCUGGACCACUACAACCUGACGUGGACAAUUGAGUCCAUACCUCCGCUUGAUGAAAUUAAAUUGCUGUAUCGCCGUUUAUUGAUGAAUGAAACCUAUCAGCACCCUGGUAAAUGGCACGAGUAUCACAUCAAGCCAACGCCAAUCAGAACGGAUGGAUCCCACUUUCUCAUGUCGUAUCUUGUCAAAAACUUGGAACACAACGCUGUCUAUGAAGCUAUUGUUCAGGCUAAAAAUAAGUACGGAUGGAACGAGAUAAGCGAUAUCCAUCAGUUCUACACGCGAAAUCAUGAUCUUCUCCUCGAUAUCGACAUGGAAUACAAAAUGGGCAUUUCAAGCAAUAUUCGAAUAUCUCCAACUGAUUUCGGAAUAAUUUUAUCUGUAUUUAUGUUAGUACUCUAUCCCAUCAUUAGUGUUUAAGGAAUAACAACUAGGGUUUAUUUGCAAAUAUAAUUUAAAUGGUGCCUUACUAAAACUUUAGCAAAUAAUUAAAUUUACAUGUAUGUACAUUAAGAAAUCGUAUUAAAUGUAUUAAAAUCUCAAUAGAAUACUUCUCUCAAUAGAAAGUUAAUGAAUGUACUUCCGCAAUGGUUUAAGAUAAGAAACCGAUCUUAACUUUUUAUCAUUUUUCACAUAUGUUAUCAAAAGUACCGUUUUCUAAAAUGUUCAAGUGAAUAUUUACCAUACCAACAAAUAAUAUUAAUUUCACUCUGUAACCAUAACAUACCAGAAACAUUUAAGAAUAUUUUAGGAGCUAUAAAACAAUUUUUUUUUUACCAUUUUGAAAUAUUUUGGUAUUUCAUCCAAAUAACGUUAGCCUUAGAGGUGUUUUAAAAAACGAAAUGAAUCUGAGAAAAUUGUUAAUCUCAGCCUCCCGCUAGCCCGAUCCAUGAACUGAGUACCGGAUUAUAUCAUAAUUACUCUCAAAAAGAUAUAAUACAUCAGCCUAAGCGAGCAGCUGGUAUUGAUAAGAAAUAAUAGCGGCAUGCCGUAGAGGAUAAAAUAGUAGGUCAUUGAUUAGAAUACACUUAUCUAACUACGAUUGGCUAAUUAAAUCGAAUAAUAAAUACGAAAACAAAAAUUCGUAUAUUGG
Molecule: messenger RNA, 2332 nt
Organism: Drosophila erecta
Lineage: Eukaryota; Metazoa; Arthropoda; Insecta; Diptera; Drosophilidae
Product: MAM domain-containing glycosylphosphatidylinositol anchor protein 2
Exons: 8
Coding region: 256-1659 (467 amino acids)
Biological process (GO): homophilic cell-cell adhesion; synapse organization
Cellular component (GO): axon; neuronal cell body; plasma membrane
Molecular function (GO): protein binding; axon guidance receptor activity
Source: RefSeq, a predicted model, not a curated record